GAUACGGCAUGGCAUGCAUGAUGGCUGCUUUCAAAGUAUAAACAAAUGGUAUAUACAUAUAUAAAUUUAUGUAGCUGUAAAAAAAUACAAUUAGAUAAUAUGACUAAACGUACUUCAAAAGAUUUAGAAGAGUUUUUUUUGGAUAAAUUGUAGCAAAUGCAAUGGUUGGGACAUUUAUGAAAACUUCGGAAUGAAAUGCAAAUACAAAAUUAAAAAAAACUCGAAACUUGAAAUGAUAUGUAAAGUCUGCAAACAAGAAACUAAAGUUAAUGAAAUCCUUGAAGAUCUAGUUUCGAUAAAGUCUCAAAUUUCAACGUUUAAAGUAAACAACGAAGUAAAUGUAACCAAAAUCAUAACAGAGGAUUUAUUAACAAACAUUUCAUUAAUGAAAUCUACUUGUUUCUUCGAAAAACUUGAAAACGAAAUGACAAUAAAUAACUACACCUGGGCUGAAGUUGUUAAUGGAGUAAAGCUAGAUCAGCAAGUAAUCAAUUCCGAACUAAUUGGAUUACGGGAUCAAAAUCCUAUAACUAGAGAGUUCAUAUUAAAACCUGAGCCAUCUCAAGAAGAUUUACUGUAUUUAAUUAAUGUAUUUGGAAUUGAUAGUCCCGAGUACUGGUUUUAUGCUCACCCACUUUGUAACGGAACAAGACAAUCCCCAGUUAACAUCUUAGAAAACGAAGUAGUUUAUAACGAAACUCUUACUCCAUUAGUUCUUCUUAACUACUCAACGGUAUUAAAUGAUGCUAGCUAUUAUCUGCUUAAUAAUGGUCACACAGUCAUGAUGGGAAUUCAAACAAAUAGCAGUGUACCUAUAGGCCUUAUGUGGAAAGGAAGACAAUAUAAUUACUAUGGACUUCACUUCCAUUGGGGUGAAAAUGACACAAUUGGAUGCGAACAUACACUGAGUAAUCGAUCAAAUCCACUUGAGGUGCACAUAAUUCAUUACUUAAGCGAAUAUGGAAACUUUAGCAACGCACUCAACUAUGGUGAUGGUCUUUUAGUUUGGGGAAACAUUUUUCAGAUUGAUAACACGAUUGAUGAAAGCAAAUCCCCACUUCAAGAUAUUUUUAACAAAAUUGAUAGAGUUACACUAGCAGAUAACAAGACAUUCAUCAACCCAAUACCACUUAAAUCAUUUGUUGCAGACAAUUCUACUGAUAGUUAUUAUCACUAUGAAGGAUCCUUAACUGCACCAGAAUGUACAGAGUCUGUAAUGUGGAUUGUUAAUCAUAAACGAAUGAAAGUUACAUCAAAUCAGAUGAAAAAUUUUCGAUUGUUAAAAGGCCAUUUACACAACUCAACUGACUCUGUUGAGUUAGAGAGCUUGAUCAACACCUUUAGACCAACGCAGCCGUUAUUUGGGAGAAAAGUGUACACAAGUGUUCAACUAAUGAACGGGUCAAGUUAUAACUCGACAAAUUUUUUCAACAAGUCAAGCGAAAUUUAUAAUUCUACCUCGUUUUCGACAGGUUCUGUCAUAAAGACCACGAUUGAAGUUCUUUUAUUAUGUUAUGCAUUUUUAAUCUUUUUUUAAUUCACCGUUCACUUUAUAUAUAUUUUACAUCAUACUUGAUGCUUUUUUCUUGUAUUUUAUAUGAAAUCAUUUGAUUUUACACCAAGUUUGUAAGCUUUUGUUUAAGUAUUGAAAUAAUAUAGUUAUAACUCAUAAUAUUUUUUGAGAAUAAAUAUUUCGAUGUAGAAAUAAAUUGUAAGCAAACUUAACAUUUAGA
This is a messenger RNA of Hydra vulgaris (swiftwater hydra), 1733 nucleotides long. RefSeq names its product carbonic anhydrase 2. The record is from RefSeq and is a predicted model, not a curated record. Gene Ontology annotation, molecular function: carbonate dehydratase activity; zinc ion binding. NCBI's taxonomy places the organism in Eukaryota, Metazoa, Cnidaria, Hydrozoa, Anthoathecata, Hydridae. Gene Ontology annotation, biological process: one-carbon metabolic process.